AUGCGGGGUCGCCGCGGGGAAACGACUAUCAAAAGGUAUCGGCUGUCUCAGUUCGCGUGCUUCAAACGAUUCAGUUGCCAAAAUCUGCAUCCUCAGACCUCAAGAGGUUUUACUUACCACCCUGGCGGCCUGUUACAACGACCCGAUCCGCCUCAUCCCGCUAGAGUUCACACCUGUCUCGAUAUUGGUCACUUCUCACUUUCUACAGUUCGACAAUGUACUGGUACAAGACUGCCUCCCCUAGCGGUCAUUUACGGCCAUAGUCAAGUGUCAAACGUGUUAGUGGCAUGCGGCGGAACACCAGUCGGCGGUGUGCCAGUUCUGCCCGUCAAGCAUCAUGGGCCGGUCGAAGAUGCAAAUCGCACCAUAGCUCUCGUUUUUAGGAAAACAAUGAUUCCACAUCUAUCAACCCCAUCUCUGCUGUGGAGACAUGGCCGGGAGCGGUCCAGCAUCCCAGCGUCUACGGAGUACGGUAUGCCGGAAUGCAAUUCUUUUCCCUUUCCAAACCCAACGAGCCUGUCAUCCCCGUGCCUCUUGUCAGGUGGAGAAUAG
Colletotrichum costaricense is the source of this 552-nucleotide messenger RNA. RefSeq lists its product as uncharacterized. The coding region runs from base 1 to 552 and encodes 183 amino acids. The record is from RefSeq and is a predicted model, not a curated record. The transcript has a single exon. NCBI's taxonomy places the organism in Eukaryota, Fungi, Ascomycota, Sordariomycetes, Glomerellales, Glomerellaceae.